Molecule: messenger RNA, 1632 nt
Organism: Vicia villosa (hairy vetch)
Lineage: Eukaryota; Viridiplantae; Streptophyta; Magnoliopsida; Fabales; Fabaceae
Product: pentatricopeptide repeat-containing protein At1g62670, mitochondrial-like
Exons: 2
Coding region: 560-1537 (325 amino acids)
Molecular function (GO): protein binding
Source: RefSeq, a predicted model, not a curated record
CACAAUGGUUUGUGUAUAAACACCUCAACACUGCAUCGAGUUCAACAUCGUAACUUAAACAACAAUGUCAUAUCUCAUUCCCAGUUUUCCUCGUUUUCAAUUUCCAAACCCCAAUUUCUUUCGACACCUGCUCUCUUCAAACUCGACUAGGCUAUACUCUCAAUUCCAUGUCGAUGACGAAGACAAUCUCGUUUCUUCGUUCAAUCGCCUGCUCCAUCAAAAUCCGACUCCAUCCACCAUCUUUGAAUUUGAAGGGUUAUCACCCAGAUGCCAUAACUUUGAAUACAAUCAUCAAGGCUCUCUGUCUCAAAGGUUACCUGCACCAAGCAUUGCACUUUCAAGCUGGUUGCACAGGGAUUUCAUUUGAACCAAGUUAGUUAUGGGACAUUGAUUAAUGGCUUAUGUAAACUUGGAAAAACAAAACAAGCCUUACAAUUGCUCAGAUGGGAAGUUGGUUCAACCUGACGUACAUUACAAGUGGAUGGGAAGUUGGUUCAACCUGACGUGGUAAUGUACACUAAAAUUAUUGAUAGUAUGUGCAAAGAUAAACUUGUUAACGAUGCAUUUAAUUGCUAAGAGAAUCUCUCCGGAUGUUUUUACUUAUAAUUCAUUAAUCUAUGGCUUUUGCAUUGUGGGUCAACUGAAAGAUGCAAUUGGUUUGUUCAAUCAAAUGAUAUUGGAAAACAUAAACCCUGAUGUGUAUAACUUUAAUACAUUGGUUGAUGCAUUUUGUAAGGAAGGAAAAGUCAAAGAAGCUAAAGCAGUGGUCACUCUGAUGAUGAAAAAAGGCGUCAAACUUGACGUUGUUACUUAUAACUCUUUAUUGGAUGGAUAUUGUCUGGUUAAACAAGUGAACAAGGCCAAUGAUAUAUUCAACGCUAUGACCCAGAGUGGAGUGACUCGUGAUACUCAAAGCUACAAUAUCAUGAUUAAUGGGUUUUGUAAGAAUAAAAUGGUAGAUGAAGCUAUUAAACUCUUCAAAGAAAUGCAUUGCGAAACAAUCAUCCCAAAUACAAUAACUUACAAUGCCCUCAUUGAUGGCUUGGGCAAAUCAGGUAGAAUCUCACCUGCUUUGGAGCUUGUUGAUGAGAUGUGUGAUAGAGGUCAACCACCUGAUAUAGUUACUUACAAUUCUUUAUUGGAUGCUUUAUGCAAAAACCAUCUAGUCGAUAAGGCAAUUGCAUUGUUAACAAAAUUUAAAGACCAAUGUAUUCAACCGGGUGUGCACACAUACACUAUUCUUAUCAAGGGACUGUGCCAAAGUGGAAGACUAGAGGAUGCGCAAAAAGUUUUUGAAGAUCUUUUGGUCAAAGGCUACAACCUAGAUGUCUAUACAUAUACUGUUAUGAUCCAAGGGUUUUGUGACAAGGGCUUGUUUGAUGAAGCGUUGUCCUUGCUGUCAAAAAUGAAAGACAGUGGCUGCAUUCCAAAUGCUAAAACUUACGAAAAAAUUAUUCUUUCUCUUUUUAAAAAAGAUAAAAAUGAAAAGGCAGAGAAACUUCUUCGUGAAAUGAUUGUUAGAGGUUUGUUUAAAUAAAAUUAGGUAAGAUGAUUGUAUUUUGCACAUUACUAUUUUAAACUUAUAUUUCGGCCUGAUUACAUAAUUUCACCCAGUCUCGUAUUUAGUGGUUC